This is a messenger RNA of Oncorhynchus keta (chum salmon), 9383 nucleotides long. RefSeq names its product nuclear protein AMMECR1-like. The transcript has 6 exons. The record is from RefSeq and is a predicted model, not a curated record. The coding region runs from base 1343 to 2317 and encodes 324 amino acids. Lineage: Eukaryota; Metazoa; Chordata; Actinopteri; Salmoniformes; Salmonidae.
GCUGAUCACCUGCAACAAGAGGGCGGACGGCACAUUUUACGACUGCAACGAAAAGGAUUUGAAGGGAUGGAUGUUUGCUUUCUCUAAGUGAAGUCGGAUACAAAUUGUCUAAAGGAGCACAAUUAGUAAAUGAGAAAUUGCAAUCGAACAUCGGCAUCCUCACGCGGUUGAGGCCAAGUUGAUUAGGAACUGAGGAUAGCACAAGCAGCAUUUUUUUCUGCGUAAUUCGCAGCAAGAAUUCAGAUUUGACACGGACAGCAUACGGUGAGACUACGCAUUAUGCGUAGGAAUCGAUCGCAAAACAUUUCCUGGAUCCUAUUUCGGCGUUGGGAAGGUAAAUACUGUCAGUGACUACAGAUGAUCACAGGUCCCCCCCUCCCCAACAGCACAGAGGCUAUCAGGCAAAUGGUAGCCGCUGUGAGUCGGGCGAAGAGCGAGAGACCAAACCCGGAGGAUUUCGGACAGAUGGAAUAGAAAGAAUGCUGCUCUCUCAAAAUGCAUCACAGUAGACGGAUAAACUGACCAAACAAAUAUACAGCAAACUUUCAGCGCUGAUUAUGACGCUGGGGUUUAAAUGAUAUGUUUUAAACUGUCCGAGAACUGACAAAAUGCAUGUGCAAACUGAUCAGCUGGAUUGUUGAAAUGACUUGGUUGGCGCUGACGCUGUCUGAUGGCUCAAACUGCAUAAUAGCGAAAUGGCAUUUUAUUUUGCGUCGACUUGACGUUUGGAUCUCCAAUAUUGGAUCAGUUGUCUAGCUAAAAGUUCGGAUGAAAGUAAACAACUGGUGCAAUGUUAAACUACAUGGUCCGGAGCGUAAUGUACUGUUCGUGCUGAAGCGUAUGGGUCCUGCGUACUCAAGCUCCCGACUCCCACACAAAAAGGAUUGUCUCUGUUGCGGGGGGUGCAGUGCAGUAGCUGUCACAGCUCCACAUCUGGCUACUGACUGGAUAGUUAACUAGCUAGCUAGCUAACUGUUUUUCCUAUUGGGAAGCUAGUGAGGUUGAAUGAGUUUCUGCAUCAUUCGAGAGAAAGAUUGCUUUGUGAAAUCACCUCGGUGAUUAUCGUGUUCCGAAGGGACCUGUAUUUUGGACAAUAUCUGAGAUCAAUCGAACAGUUUGAAGUGAUUCACGGCUGUCUUCUUAGCGAAAACACAUAAGGACUUUGCGUAAGUCACGUAUUUUUAAAGGCAAAGAUAGGGUGACAUUGCAGUCUCAUCAUAUUGGAUAUAACGUCGCCCGACAAAAAAAAGUGAAAGUGGGGCAUUGUCCGUCACACGUAUUAACGCAGUGGGAUUUGUACGUCUGGUCGGCGUUCCCCCCCACCCUUCCCUUGUUGACGGUGAUGGGUCGGAAGCGGUGUGUCGGUGCAGAUUGUUCCAAGAUGGCGGCCGGGUGCUGCGGGGUGAAGAAGCAGAAGCUGUCGGGAUCCCCCGGGUCGGGGGGUCCUGGCGGGGUGGGGGCGGGAAACGGAGUGGCAGGGACCGGACAUUGUGGAUCGGACUUGGGGAUUGGUUCCUCCUCGACUGUGGCGGCAGGGAACAUGAAUCGAGUGAACGGCCUGGGGUGUCCUGGGGGUAGUAGUAGUAGCACCAACGCGUUGUCCCCAACCCCGGGAGGCUACAACUCAACUGGCCUCUCCCCGAAUCUAAGCCCGGGAUCUGGUUCGGGAAGUGGAGGCAGGAAGAUGGUUGUUUCGGCGGAGAUGUGCUGCUUCUGUUUCGACGUGCUUUAUUGCCAUCUGUAUGGAUACCAACCUCCCCGAACACCUAGGUUUACAAACGAUUCCUACCCGCUGUUUGUCACAUGGAAAAUAGGCAGAGACAAGCGGUUGAGGGGAUGUAUAGGUACAUUUUCUGCCAUGAACCUCCACCCAGGACUCAGGGAGUACACCCUUACCAGUGCCCUUAAAGACAGCCGCUUUCCCCCCGUGACGAGGGACGAGCUGCCACGCCUCUUCUGCUCGGUGUCUCUGCUCACCAACUUCGAGGACGUCGGUGAUUACCUUGACUGGGAGGUGGGUGUUCAUGGCAUUAGGAUAGAGUUUUUCAAUGAAAAAGGAUCAAAGCGUACCGCCACCUACCUACCAGAGGUCGCAAAAGAGCAAGGAUGGGACCACAUUCAGACCAUAGAUUCCUUACUACGAAAGGGAGGCUACAAAGCUCCCAUCACAAAUGACUUCAGGAAGACCAUUAAGUUGACCAGGUACCGUAGCGAGAAGAUGACAAUGAGCUAUGCUGAGUACAUUGCCCACCGCCAGCACCAUCACUACCAGAACGGCACCGGGCACCCUCUACCCCCAUACAACCAUUAUUCCUGACAGCGAGCCGCAUGACCAAUCACUGGACCUCUCUGCGGACCUUUUCCCAGGAGAGCCCGCCCCCUCCUGGUCUAGUUAUCUCUACUACUGUACCAUUUUAUGAUGAUAGUUUCCGUUGCCAUGCUGACGCUCUCCCAGACGUUGACGUGGCAACGGGUGGCAAAAUGAGCAUCAAUUGAUAAUGACGAGAAAAAACAAAAAUCUUUUAUUUUUUAUCCUCCUAUUGAUUUAGUUUUUGCAGCAUAUAUAUCAAUAUAACCCCUUUAGUUGUUUAUUUUUGUUCACAAAUACUCAAUUUUCCUAAAUGUAUUAUUUUCAAACAAUCCUAAUCAGGCUUUUGAUUCUGUGGAUGGAAGCAAGUCAUAUAUAUGGUGAAUUCGUAAUGCAUAAAGGUAUAGGCUCAUAUUUUGUGUAGGCUUAGCUACAGUGUCCCAUCUAUUAGGGAAAUGUUUUUCUUUGUCUGUUGAAUCCUUUCUUAGUAGCCAGCUUGGCAUUAUGUGUGUCAUGUGGCAAGCCAACAGCUGUUCUGGAAGACUCAAAUCUUUUCCUCAAUUUUGCGAUUCUUCUCAAGAAAUGGACUUAGGUUGGUUUGGCCUUUGUAACUCGUUGUAGUGCUGUAGAUUGUAGGGUUGUGAUGGCACGCCACUAGUAUUUGCUGGUCUUUUUUAUUACAUUACCCCACACGUGUUUGCUUUGAUGUGUGUGGUUAGAAGUUUGUUGUUAAGUUCACAUCCGACAGGAGAUUGAAAGCGCUAUAUUAAAUCAUGAAUAGGAUCAUGACAAAAUAUUUGACAGAGAUGUUCAUUUCCACCCCUGAGUGUUCAUAGUGUUUUGUAAUGAAACCUGCAAAACUUGAAUUGAAUUUGUACAGCUCCAGCUCAGAUAUUUUCACCCGCUCUUCUUUCCAACUUGAGAAACGUAUGGAGGAAGCCAUUUUAGCUGCGUCAAAGGAGGUUGUCUCUGUCCCUUGUCUCUGUGAAGCAGGCCGCUAGUGAAAGUGAUCCACGGGGCUGGAGGUUGUGAUAGGGUUGGAGAGUUGACUGGAGGUUGUGAUAGGGUUGGAGAGUUGGCUGGAGGUUGUGAUAGGGUUGGAGAGUUGGCUGGAGGUUGUGAUAGGGUUGGAGAGUUGGCUGGAGGUUGUGAUAGGGUUGGAGAGUUGGCUGGAGGUUGUGAUAGGGUUGGAGAGUUGGCUGGAGGUUGUGAUAGGGUUGGAGAGUUGGCUGGAGGUUGUGAUAGGGUUGGAGAGUUGGCUGGAGGUUGUGAUAGGGUUGGAGAGUUGGCUGCAGAGCUGGAGGUUGUGAUAGGGUUGGAGAGUUGGCUGGAGGUUGUGAUAGGGUUGGAGAGUUGGCUGCAGGGCUGGAGGUUGUGUUAGGGUUGGAGAGUUGGCUGGAGGUUGUGAUAGGGUUGGAGAGUUGGCUGGAGGUUGUGAUAGGGUUGGAGAGUUGGCUGGAGGUUGUGAUAGGGUUGGAGAGUUGACUGCAGGGCUGGAGGUUGUGUUAGGGUUGGAGAGUUGGCUGGAGGUUGUGAUAGGGUUGGAGAGUUGGCUGGAGGUUGUGUUAGGGUUGGAGAGUUGGCUGGAGGUUGUGUUAGGGUUGGAGAGUUGGUUGGAGGUUGUGAUAGGGUUGGAGAGUUGACUGCAGAGCGCAUUGUCCUCUCAUUCAUUGUCCUCUGAGAAAAAUACCUUCAUCCUGUUAUUUCAUGCUAGUUGGUUUGAGAGGAAAAAACAAUGAGGGAGACUUGAGUCUAGUGACAGGGAUAUGCUAAAACUACUUAAAGCCAUAUUCUGUUUUUAAUCCCCCCCGCUCUUCUUUGUAACCUCUGUGUUUACUUCCUCUAAGAGUUUACUUUAUUCUGGUGGCUUUGGUCCCAAAAGUUGGGUUUCCUCUCAAAUUUUGUGUUUUGGUCCUGGCUAGGAAUCUGGGCCUAUGAGACAUUAUCUGGACUUACUCAGUUAGUAUGGGUUAGCAUCAGGGGUGCAUUUAUUAGUCAGUCUGUUGCAAAAAGUUUUGCAAUGAAACCUGUUUACUGUUUGGUUCCUAGAGUAAACCGGCUAAAUGGAACAAAACAGAGAGGACUACCUGAAUUUGUACAAUAGAAACUAAUUUUCAUUGAUAUAAGUUUUACAUUUGCAACGGAAUCCGACUGAUGAAUACACUCCAGCGUUUGAACUCCUUUGUGCUGUUUGUUAAGAGUCCUCAUCACUUCCGCUGCUUUUAUACCAUUUUAACUGAAGCUUGUGGCCACAAUGACAAAUAAUGAAACUUGAUGUAGGCCUAAUCAAUGUUUUACAUCCACAUUUGACAUUACAUGCUUGAUGACUGACGGUUGCCAUAGUUGUGCACUUUCAUGUGCUCUCGUCAAAACGCUAUGAGAUCUUGUGGAGGCUCCUGGAGAUGGCAUCUAGCUAGUCAAAACGCGAUGAGAUCUUGUGGAGGCUUCUGGAGAUGGCAUCUAGCUAGUCAAAACGCUAUGAGAUCUUGUGGAGGCUUCUGGAGAUGGCAUCUAGCUAGUGAAAAUGCUAUGAGAUCUUGUGGAGGCUUCUGGAGAUGGCAUCUAGCUAGUCAAAACGUUAUGAGAUCUUGUGGAGGCUUCUGGAGAUAGCAUCUAGCUAGUCAAAACGCGAUGAGAUCUUGUGGAGGCUUCUGGAGAUAGCAUCUAGCUAGUCAAAACGCGAUGAGAUCUUGUGGAGGCUUCUGGAGAUGGCAUCUAGCUAGUCAAAACGCUAUGAGAUCUUGUAGAGGCUUCUGGAGAUGGCAUCUAGCUAGUCAAAACGCUAUGAGAUCUUGUGGAGGCUUCUGGAGAUAGCAUCUAGCUAGUCAAAACGCUAUGAGAUCUUGUGGAUGCUUCUGGAGAUGGCAUCUAGCUAGUCAAAACGCUAUGAGAUCUUGUGGAGGCUUCUGGAGAUGGCAUCUAGGUAGUCAAAACGCUAUGAGAUCUUGUGGAGGCUUCUGGAGAUAGCAUCUAGCUAGUCAAAAUGCUAUGAGAUCUUGUGGAGGCUUCUGGAGAUAGCAUCUAGCUAGUCAAAACGCUAUGAGAUCUUGUGGAGGCUUCUGGAGAUAGCAUCUAGGUAGUCAAAACGCUAUGAGAUCUUGUGGAGGCUUCUGGAGAUAGCAUCUAGGUAGUCAAAACGCUAUGAGAUCUUGUGGAGGCUUCUGGAGAUAGCAUCUAGGUAGUCAAAAUGCUAUGAGAUCUUGUGGAGGCUUCUGGAGAUAGCAUCUAGCUAACCUUAAACCCUUGGCACUGGUCAUCGUCGGUUGAUUUGUUCAAAUCCGUUAUUUCCUCAUGACAUGCUGCUGUUUGUUGAGGUGCUUGCCGUAUUCAGGACCAGUUGCUCCCCGUCUCUGUGCCACUAGAAACCAUGCAUGGGUUGUUGGUCUGUCUUGUCAGCUGUUUCCCAGGAAACUGGGAAAGGGUGGUCAAACUGCAUUCAGUCAAACCCUACAUAAAGAACCAGGGAUUUCAAGCAACUAGUUAGUCCAUGUCCUCUUCAAGUGUUCCUUUUUGUCAGUCACAUCCGUGCCCAGUAGUUGGUAUGUUUUAGCAAGUGUAGUUAAUGGAUUAGCUAAUGAUCUCUGUGUCGUGUACAGGUUUGAGAGGUGCUUGUACAACAACAAAACAGAACAAACAUAUUUUAUAAAACAUCUUUUACCAACUGACAGUAGGGUUAAUCCUUUUUAUUUUAUUUUUAUAUGCAAAAUGUUAAGGGCUUUGGCACUCCAUCCACAGUAACCCGAAAUGACCCAUAUUUCAGUUGUGUUGAUUUAAUAAAUUAUGGACCAGUAAAAUGGUGCCCUGAGUGUUCCUCUGUCCUGUACUGUCUAACACUGACCUCAACCUACAGGGCAGUGAAGGGCCUUAAAACCCUGAUUCACCCAUUCACCUUCAGAUAGACACAUUGUAGCGGGAGGCAGAUGGGAACCUUUCUUCUAAUCAUACCUGGACAUUAGAAACCCCAGCUUACUUCAUUAAUCUAGCCUAUUGUAGAAGGGGUUUGUCCACAGACAUGCUUGGUUGAGAUGUUAUUGUAGUAAGGGCCUAUCCUGUUCUCUGUGCUUCCCUGCUCAGAUAUUGGAUGGCAUUUCCUUUAUAUUAUCCUCUUGUGGUCAGGGAAAUGCUGCUCAACAACAUUGACAAGACAAAGGAGGCCUACUUAAAGAUAUAUAUUGGCCUAGUAGUUUGUCACAAAAACAGUUUUCAGAGAACUGUGGGACAAGCUUUCCCUGUUGUUGAACAAUCGGGUAACCAUUUUCUGGUCCAUUCAAUACAGCACAACCUGAAUAUUUUUCUGCUGCAAAAUCAAGUCCACCAUUCUCUUUUACAUACUUACCGAUAUAUGUAUACACAAAUGCAGUCCAUUCUGUUGCAUGUGUGUGUAUAAAACAUACAGUAUGGUUUAAUCCCUGACAUCGAAGGCUUAGAGACUUGUAUAAAUCAUCAAAAAUAAAUAAAAUGGUGCUAUUGGACCUCAUGUUGGGGCGGUCGCAGGUUUCGUGACUGGUCAUGCGGACUCAUCGAUCAUAUCCGACUUAUUAUCCUUGAUAUAUGCAGAUCUGUUCAACAGGUGUUUUUUUCCUACCAGUGUAAGUCAACACCCUGCAGGUUUGAAAGGACAAGAAGUCACUACUAAUCCCCCUCCCCCCAACUCCCUGCCUCAUGGCCUGGGGGUUAAAGGUAUAGUCUGUCGUUCAGUAGAUCGUGGCAUCAGAAGGGGACAUUCGCUCCUGGGCUGGGACAGUAAAGAGUUGGAGUAAAAGGGGUCUUAUCGCCCCUCCUCUCCAGUCUCCCAUCGUAGGCCCCUUUCCCUGUCCAGCCCACGAUUGGAUGUUCCUCUUAGAAGCACACCCAUAACACUUCAUGUUUUACUCUUUUUAAAUCGUGAGUUUUUAUAGCUGUCCUGUAUCAUUUACUCAUCCAUGGAGUUGAUUAUCAGCUGACAGAAGGUUCUCACUCAACUCUGGCUCUUACAAACUCCCUCAAAGGAAGUCGUGCUUCUCAUGUAAUAUUGUCAUUCAUGUAGCCCUCUAUAACAGUGGUUUCUUUAAGCUGGACAUGAGUGUGGGUUUAGUUGGCAGGUUUAGUGAGCCAGAUGAGUGAUUGCUGAUAUCAUCAGGAUGCUCACAUAAUUAUUGUAUUUGACUUGGACAAUUCGUUGCCGUUCAUGAAUCACUCUUCCGUAUGACCGUAAGUGUAUCGUGUAACGUACUUUUAACAUGGAAAUGACUGAACGUAAAGGUUCAUGAAUAUCAAUAAAUCUCAGUCAAAUGUGAUGUGAUUUUCCUGGUGUCCUUCAAAAGAUUAUUCUGACUGCUAAUUUGCAGCUAGUUUAAACACACCUCUGCCCAUGGACGAGUGACAAUUGUUCAUACUGACACAACUGGGAUAAUGUGUAAAGACAAUGUCAUUUGGAUCCAUUGCCUGGUUUAGCCCCUGCAUUCCUUGUAUGUGUACCGGUAUGCAUAUAUUUUUGUGGAAUACUUAAGCUCCUAUUACCUUUGUAUGUUCAACCGAACCAAAGAUGCCUCUGCCCCAUAGAGAUGUAUAGAGAUCAUAACAUGGAAGUAACCUGUUUUUGCAUGGACAUUUAGGGCUUCCUCCAUUUUAAAAUGGUCAACUGGGUGAAGAUUCCUAUGGUUUGGGAGUGAUCGACCAAUGAGCAGAGCAUUGUUUUCUUCUUCAAAUGAGUUUGUAAUUGGCUUUAAGCUAUAUGACUGCCAUUUAACGGCCACAAUAAAUUUAACACAAUUUGGUUCAAGACUCCAUCACUGCAGGUGGUAGUAAGUCACCAAUCUUAGCUUUACACUUUUUUCAAACAUCAAAAGAAGAAAAAAAUGGACUACUUCAAAAUGGAGAAAGCUUCAAUGGCGCUGUGCGUGCUGUCACAGACGCCAUAAUGGCAUAGAUACAACGUAGCGAUUUCUAUACAUCUCUAUGUUCUGGCCAAGUCCAAAUGCUGCUCUUCAGGCCUGGCUUCCUGUCCUUCCAAAAAACACCCCUGCAAGAGACAAAAUGUUAUUUUUUUCCGUCUGUUUCAGAUUUUUUUAUCUGUUUUUUGUACGAUUUCUAACUUGUCUUUUGAUUUCUUUAGCAACCUCUUAUUCAAUGAAUUUCAUUGAUUAUGUCUGAAGCCUUACCCGGCAUCAAGGACAGUGAAAUUACUUGGUUGCACACAGUUUUUUUUAUUUUGUUGUCGUCACUUGUAUUUUCAUUAUUUUCAUUUUUUAAACAAAAAAAAACCCCAUAGCGUGCCUCCUAGAUGUAUGAGUUUCUGUGUUUCUUUCCUAAAGACCAGCAGUUAUACUUUAUAUAAAAGAUGAGUUUGUCCUUAUUUUUUACGCCGUUAAAGAUGAAAAAAGACCUCUUUUCUUUACUCUGGACCCAGUAGCUGCACUGGUAUACAAUCGCACUAAUAGAUAAACAAAAAAAAUACAAAUAAAUGAAUCAAUAAUAAAUGAAAUAAGAACUACAAUACACUUGUGUUUGGAACUUUUAUAAGAUUUACUAAAAUAAAAUAAAUUACUGUUUUUGUACAUCAAAAUCUAUUAUUUUCCCCAAAACUAUUUUGGAUCUAGUUUCUAAAUUAUUUGAGUUGUUUUCUAUGUUCUGAAAAUGUGUCGCUGUGCAGAGCAACUGUCUCUGCUGUGGUGGCAUGACGGGGCACGGGGUUGCCUGGUGUAAACCCCUCACACCCACCUUUUAUUUCUUCUACUUUUCAUUUUUGGUUCUGUCUCUUUCUCUGCUUUAGUAACUUAAAUGUUGAUGGAAUAAUAUGAACUGGGGGGAAAAAAGACUCCUUUAGAGCAAGAGUCUCCUUCCUCUCCCAUUGAAUUGCUGUUAGUGUGAUGAGACUUGAAAUGGGCAUUUAUGAUAGUAUGGCUCCAAAAAAAUACAGAAAAUGAAAAAUGUUUUUAAAAAAUGUGUGGGGAGGGAGAAAAUCUUAUAUAUAGAUGGGUUAUCAGUGGGUAUGUGAGCAAUGGCUGUGGAUAUGAUCAUGUAGUUUUAAACAUUGUUAUUACCUUUUAAAUUCAUUUAGCCAAUAAAAAUGAAUAAAACCACGUGAAAAGAUAAA